Messenger RNA from Talaromyces rugulosus, 603 nucleotides. RefSeq lists its product as uncharacterized. Bases 1 to 603 code for a protein of 200 amino acids. The transcript is spliced from 2 exons. The record is from RefSeq and is a predicted model, not a curated record. NCBI's taxonomy places the organism in Eukaryota, Fungi, Ascomycota, Eurotiomycetes, Eurotiales, Trichocomaceae.
AUGUCAUCCUCACCCGUCGUUACAAGCAUCAAACAAGUAGAAUCGCUCAUUUUUGACAACCAUGAUGAUCCGCGGCCAGUGGUAAUCAUGACUUGCGGGUUAGCAGGAUCUGGCAAAUCAACUUUCUCCCAUACCUUGGUUAGAAACCACCCCACGUUGACGCGCCUAUCCAUUGACGCGUACAUACACGCCCACCAUGGUCUCUACAAAAUUGACUACCCAGACGAGAAAUAUGAGCCUUACCAGAUCGAAGCCGAGUCUUCGUUGCGCCAGCGACUUGAGAAUACGCUUCGCUCAUCCGCGCAAAGAGAUGGUAGCCCACCUCCCUAUGUGCUCCUCGAUUUCUCAUUCGCAUUCAAGGAAACCCGCGACGAAUGGAAAAACUUGAUUGAACAGGGCGGUGGAAGAUGGAUUCUUGUAUAUAUAGAUGUAGAAUUUGAUGAAAUCAGAAGGAGGGUCAGGGAGAGAAACCAUCAGAGAGAAAUCGGGGCGAGAAAAAACGAUGCAGAUGCCGCGUAUGAUGUUACUGAAGAAAUUCUGGAAAUGUACAUUCAAGGAUUUGAGCGACCGGUGGGAGAGGGGGAGAUUAUUUUGAAGCUUUAA